AUGAUAUCGAUUAAUAAUAAUCAACAACAACAACCAUUCAUUAUUAAAGAACACAAUAAUAGUGAUAACUUUUUUACACGUCCGAUAGUACUCCCUCAACCUAGACCUUGUCGUCGAGGUAAAGUUGCUCAACAUCAGUACAAUGAAGAGUUAACCAAUUUCAAUGAUUUAAUCAACAAAGUAUCAACUGCAACAAACUGUCUUGUUGUUACUCAUGGAUUUAUUCAUUAUACAGAACCAUUGGGUGUGGGAGUUGGAGAAUAUGAUGAUACUCUAUCACAGGCCGAUCAAAUGUACUUGACAUCAAUACGAAUAGAUCAUAGUCUAUCCAACAAAACCAAACACCUUACAGAUACACUAAACAAUUGGGGUGUAUGGGCCAACGGCAAAGAAAGAGAUCGUUUAUCUGCACAUCUCGUCAUUUUCUUCAACUAUGCUGCCGAUAUACUAAUCACUCAAGACACCUACUCAAUGUAUCGAUCAUUUAUAUAUGCGUCAAACAUAUCAUUCAACAUAUCCGAUGCUCCACUCAACAACACUCUGUUUGAUUUAUUCAACAAAUCUCCAGGCACUGAAUUACUGCCUAGAGAUGAUGAUUUAUUGGAUCAGUUCAACUGUUCGAACAGAAUAUAA
Molecule: messenger RNA, 633 nt
Organism: Cavenderia fasciculata
Lineage: Eukaryota; Evosea; Eumycetozoa; Acytosteliales; Cavenderiaceae
Exons: 3
Coding region: 1-633 (210 amino acids)
Source: RefSeq, a predicted model, not a curated record